Messenger RNA from Morus notabilis, 1261 nucleotides. Its product is annotated as ferredoxin--NADP reductase, root isozyme, chloroplastic. Gene Ontology annotation, molecular function: oxidoreductase activity. The transcript has 4 exons. The record is from RefSeq and is a predicted model, not a curated record. Lineage: Eukaryota; Viridiplantae; Streptophyta; Magnoliopsida; Rosales; Moraceae. The coding region runs from base 56 to 1081 and encodes 341 amino acids.
CUCAAGCCUUGUUUCUUAAUUUCUCUCCUUCCAGACCAUUUCUCACUUCUCAGCCAUGGCUUCCUUCGCCAUCCCCAUUCAGUGUAGUGCUCCAUCCCUUCCACGCAUGGCCACCAAAACUCGGUGUAGUGUUCCAUCGCGUGGACGCGUGGCCACCAAAAUUCGCUGUAGUGUUCCAUCCCUUCCACGCGUGACCACCAAUGUCAGGAGGGUUCCUGUUGCUCCUUUAAAGCUGGAAGAUGACAGGAGGCCUCCCACAAAUCUAUACACGGCUGAGGCACCUCAUACAGCUACCAUUCUUUCUGUCGAAAAGAUUUCGGGUCCGGAAGCUGCUAAUGAAACUUACAAUAUCGUGUUUGAUCAUGGUGGUCUUUUGCCCCACUGGGAGGGACAAGUUUUUGGUGCAUUGCCCGCGCCGAGCGAAAAUCCUUUCGAACCAGGAGAUGCCACAAAGCUUAGUUACUUUUCUGGUGCUUCUUCAAGGUAUGGAGAUUAUUUUAAUGAUAGAACAGCUACCUUAUGUGUGCGCCUUGUCCCUGGUACCACCAGCGAGCUCUUGUGCAAUUCCAAACCUGGAGAUAAAUUUCAAUUUACAGGCCCCGUUCGCGAGGCAAUGCUUUUGGGUGAUUUUAGCCCGAACGCUACUCACAUAUUUGUGGCUACUGGGACUGGCGUUGCUCCGUUUAGAGCUCAUCUCCGUCGUUUCUUCAAAGAAGAUAUUCCAACAUUCAGAUUCUCUGGACUUGCUUGGCUAUUCCAUGGGGUUGUCAAUUCCGAUAGUCAACUCUACGGCGAGGAAUUCGAGCAAUAUCUGAAGGACAACCCAGAAAACUUCCGCUACGACGUCGCAUUCAGCAGAGUCCAGCAAAAGAAGUACGUCCAGGACGCUGUUGCGGAUAAAGCUGAUGAAGUAUUUGAUCUCUUGCUUAACGGAGCUUACAUUUAUUUAGCUGGUCUCCAGGGCAUGGUGAGUCCAAUUGAAGAAGCCUUAAAGAUAGUUGCCGAGAAGAAGCAACUGGAUUGGGAAGCUGUACUAGCAGCAUUGAAGGCGAACAACCAAUGGCGCGUUGAAGUCUACUGAUCAUGUCGUUGGACUCGUGUGUGAUAAAUGUAUGCAUUGAUCAUGUGUGCGUGCUCUCUCUUCUUUCUUCCCAUUCUGUCACUAAAGACGGAAAUAAAAAGUAACUUGAGUUGUAGCUUUCAUCUUUGUUGUUGAAUAAUGAAGAGAGUAAUAAAAUUGAUCAUCAUGUUUUCAUCCUUA